Messenger RNA from Dreissena polymorpha, 1401 nucleotides. RefSeq names its product leucine-rich repeat-containing protein 74B-like. NCBI's taxonomy places the organism in Eukaryota, Metazoa, Mollusca, Bivalvia, Myida, Dreissenidae. The coding region runs from base 1 to 1401 and encodes 466 amino acids. The transcript is spliced from 11 exons. The record is from RefSeq and is a predicted model, not a curated record. Gene Ontology annotation, molecular function: protein binding.
AUGGUGAAAUUGUAUUUUCAGUUUAACGAUUGGGACCUCAUCCGACGUUCAAACGUCGACUGCGGCUACAAGAAGGUGCUCCGCUUCCGGAGUGCCAUCUACCCGGCGGUAAAGUCACGUGCUAUGACGUUGACGCCGGCGAAAGUCAGCCGACGGCCAAAGGGCACGCUCUCUGCGUCACUGUUAGAUUCUGGAGACCGCAACUCGUCCCUUAGUGGAAGUAUAGACCACUUCGAUCCGGAUCAAUUUUUCAAAGGAGAGUUUGAUUUCGAUGCAGAAGAGCCGGAGGAGCCACCCCUCUAUCCGCAUCUCGUUCACAAGCCGGGGACCUACGCCCAAGAAAUGUAUCUAAAGGCGUGCCGCCUCCAGGGCAUCACGCGGUCAGCACGCUGCUACAAAAUGCUCGCCGGUGAGGCCGUUGUGCUUCCUCGGCAGGGAUUAGGGCCCGACGACGUGAAGGCGUGUGCAAUUGCCCUAGCCGAGACGAUGAACAUUCAUACGCUGGACUUUACCGAAAACAUGAUCGGGACGAAAGGAGCCGAGUACAUCGCAUUACUUAUUACCGAAAACAAUUUCAUUAAGAAUUUGAAUCUUGCCGAUAACAAUCUUGGUCCCGAUGCCGUGAAACUAAUAGCAGACAGCGUAAAGAAAACUGACUCAUUGAGUUCCAUCAGCUUGGCGGGAAACGGUCUGAGUGGCACGCGCUGUGUUGCUGUUAAGUCCUUAAUCGAGGACUCGCUAAAUCUGAAAGUCCUUGACCUUUCCAACAAUGACCUUGGUGACGUAGGGGUUGAUAUUGUGGCUGAAUCGCUAGCAUUUAAUGACACCAUAGAACGGCUGGAUCUUGGUAACAACCAGGUGACCAACAUCACUAAACUUGCACAAACGUUGUCGAAAAACACAGGUUUAGUUCAGCUGAACUUGUCCUCCAACGGACUACAUGUAUCAGGGUGCCGAGACCUCGCAAGGGCAUUAGAGAAAAAUACUACUCUGAGGGAGCUAAAUCUCGCGAAAAACAGGAUCGACAGAGCCUGUCUGAACAAUCUGUUCGGAGGAUUGAAGAAAAAUGCAUUUCUCCGUGUCCUAAAGAUUGACUUCAACCCUCUUAACUCUGAAGACGCUAUGCACGUGUUAACAUUCAUCACUGAAAAUCCAGCCAUCGGCCUAUCACACAUUUAUAUGGAUAGUAUUGACGUUCAGGCCAACUUUGUGCAAACGUUGAAUACAUUGAAACAAGCACGUGAAAUUACCAUUACGUAUGGGAAAAUCAUCGGCACGGACCUUGGCAUACAUGAUCUGGACGAAGCUCUUGUUUUAGAAGCGACAGACUUUGUGGUAUUUGAAGAGCUUAGCAGGGUUAUUGGACUCGAUAUUGAGAAUUUUGUAAAAGAUCAAGGUUGA